This is a messenger RNA of Acanthosepion pharaonis, 471 nucleotides long. NCBI's taxonomy places the organism in Eukaryota, Metazoa, Mollusca, Cephalopoda, Sepiida, Sepiidae. The record is from the annotation of a GenBank genome assembly.
AUGUUUAUCUAUCUAUCUAUAUAUCUAUCUAUUUCAUUUUACUCGUGUUUAUCUAUCUAUCUAUUUCACAUUACUCAUAUUUAUCUAUCUAUCUAUUUCACUUUACUCAUGUUUAUCUAUCUAUCUAUCUAUCUAUCUAUCUAUCUAUCUAUCUAUUUCACUUUACUCAUGUUUAUCUAUCUAUCUAUCUAUUUCAAUUUAUUCGUGUUUAUCAAUCUAUCUAGCUCAACACUUCAUCAUUCGCUAUUAUCUUUCCGCCAUUUUUUUCAUUCAUUCUUCCCAUUUCAAUCCACGCGUUCUUUGAUUUCGUUUUUUUCUCGAAGGGGUUCCGUGAGUCGUCCUUUUAUUCCUUGUAAUGGUUGCCUCCUUUAUUAUACUCACUUUUCGUUAACAGUUUAUAAUUUUGAUUUGCCUCAAAGGAUUACGAAAACAAUUAAAGUGAAAUGGAUUGAGAAUUACGAAGAAACCUGA